AUGGAGGAGGCGAUGCAGGCGGCCGAGGAGGGCCCGAGCGGGGCCAAGAUCUACAAGCAGCAGCGCAGCCCCUACAGCGUCCUCAAGACCUUCCCCAGCAGCCGGAGACCGGCGCUCAGCAAGCGCUACGAGAGACCCACCAUGGUGGAGAUCCCGCAGGUCAGGGCGGGCGCCGGGCAGCCGCCGCCGCCGCAGCAGCAUCACUUCCACCAGCAGCAGCCGCCGCCGCCAGCCGUCGCCUCGUCGUCCUCCCUCGGCGAGCACCAGCUGCCUUACCAGGCGCACAGCUCCUUCCCAGGCGGCAGAGCCUCCCAGGGCCACCCGCCCCGGACGCCGGCUUCGCAGCUGGGACACCAGUCGGCGCCGGCCGCCUCGUCCUCCUCGGUCAGCGGCUGCUUCUCUUCAGAUGGAUUUGGGAGGGAGUGCUGCUGGAAAGACACGGGACCAAACUUCCAAUGCCUGAAUUCCUUCUAUAGCCCAAAGUUUCCGCUCUGUCACACUGGCUCCCAUCACAUUUUGCCUGAAGACCUCAGGUUCAAGCUCAGCAUCUCCACAGAGAGCCGUAUGAUUCUGGAUGCCUUCGCCCAGCAGUGCAGCCGGGUCCUCAGUCUCCUAAACUGCGGCGGGAAGCUCCUGGACACCAGUCGGUCCCAGUCGCUGAUUUCCUGCAUCAAGCAGGAGGGGGCCGGCUUCGGCGAACGGCCAGAGCAGUGUCAGCUUGGGAAGAUGGUCCACAGCCAGACCUCAGACAACUUAGACCUGGAGCUGCAGUACCUCCAAAAGAAGCAGCAGACCUCUGCAUUCCUGAGGGUCUUCACCGACUCUCUCCAAAACUAUUUGCUUUCGGGAAGCUUCCCCUCUCAGAACGCUCCCUCGGUGAGUGACUUUGGCCACCUGGCAGACGUGGAUCCGCUUUCUACCUCUCCGGUGCACACGUUAGGGGGAUGGACGUCCCCAGCGACCUCGGAGUCCCACGGUCACCCGUCGUCUUCUACUCUUCCAGAGGAGGAGGAGGAGGAGGAGGAAGGCUACUGUCCUCGUUGUCAAGAACUGGAGCAGGAGGUAAUCUCCCUGCAACAAGAGAAUGAGGAACUUCGAAGGAACCUGGAGAGCAUACCAGUGCCGUGCCAGACUGUUUUAGAUUACCUGAAGACUGUUCUUCAGCAUCAUAACCAGCUCAUGAUGCCACAGCCCGUGGACCAGCCGGCAGAGGGCAGCAAACAGUUGCUGAACAACUACCCCGUCUACAUCACUAGCAAACAGUGGGAUGAGGCCGUGAACUCCUCCAAAAAAGACGGACGGCGGCUCCUCCGGUACCUCAUCCGAUUUGUCUUCACCACCGAUGAGCUUAAGUACUCGUGCGGCCUUGGAAAAAGGAAAAGGUCAGUGCAGUCAGGAGACCCUGGUCCUGAAAGACGUCCUCUGGAUCCAGUUAAAGUUACAUGUCUCAGAGAAUUCAUUAGGAUGCACUGCACUUCCAAUCCUGAUUGGUGGAUGCCUUCUGAAGAACAGAUAAACAAGGUCUUUAGUGAUGCUGUGGGACACGCCCGGCAAGGGCGGGCAGUGGGGACGUUCCUUCACAAUGGCAAUUCGUAUUACGAAGGGAUGGACCAACACAGUUCACAAGACGACCUCUUCAAUAGAGGGGUCCACGAUGGAUCUGGUGACUGA
Messenger RNA from Gekko japonicus, 1671 nucleotides. It is a transcript of the gene BEND4, whose product is annotated as BEN domain containing 4. The coding region runs from base 1 to 1671 and encodes 556 amino acids. The transcript is spliced from 7 exons. Gene Ontology annotation, molecular function: DNA binding. NCBI's taxonomy places the organism in Eukaryota, Metazoa, Chordata, Lepidosauria, Squamata, Gekkonidae. The record is from RefSeq and is a predicted model, not a curated record.